AUGGCGAACGAGUAUUUUGAGCACGACCGCGACUGGCUGAUCGCCGUCUGUCGUGAAUGUAAGGUAGCAAUCUGGCCAGCACAUGCGGCGGCGCAUCUCCGUGGUCCGCACCAUCGCGUUAACGGAAAGAAGGCACAGCAGGUCGCAGAUGAGCUACAGGCGUGGUCCGACAUUGUACAACAUGUCCGCCAGUUCGCAGUACCAACUUACGUCAACCGCCCCGUCCCAGCACUCGCGCUAUAUGCUGACGGUAUCCAAUGCCGGCUAGAUCCGUCAACUUGCAGAUAUGUCAGCCGCAGUAUGCAGGGCAUGAGAGAGCACUGGCGGACGCGGCAUCAAUGGUCGCUCCGAGGCGGACGUGGA
Messenger RNA from Dissoconium aciculare CBS 342.82, 363 nucleotides. RefSeq lists its product as uncharacterized. The transcript has a single exon. The record is from RefSeq and is a predicted model, not a curated record. Lineage: Eukaryota; Fungi; Ascomycota; Dothideomycetes; Mycosphaerellales; Dissoconiaceae. The annotation marks the transcript as partial.